Prinia subflava (tawny-flanked prinia) is the source of this 1435-nucleotide messenger RNA. RefSeq names its product transmembrane and ubiquitin like domain containing 1 (gene TMUB1). Gene Ontology annotation, molecular function: protein binding. Lineage: Eukaryota; Metazoa; Chordata; Aves; Passeriformes; Cisticolidae. Bases 161 to 871 code for a protein of 236 amino acids. The record is from RefSeq and is a predicted model, not a curated record. The transcript is spliced from 2 exons.
GUCCCAUCGCCCCCCGCGCGCGGCCGGAAGCGGCGCGAUGGCGGCCCGAGCCCGGCCCGGUGCGGCCGUGGCCCCGGCCCCGGUUCCCCGCGGCCCUGCGGGCUGAGGCCGCGCCCGCCCGGUACCCUCUCCCGGUGCGCCCCCCGGUCCUGCCGCCGCCAUGGCGCUCAUCGAGGGCGUCGGCGAUGAGGUGACGGUGCUGUUCGUGCUGCUGCUGGCGGCCGCCGUGCUGGGGCUCGCCUGGGCCUCCACGCGCGCCCCCGAGCCCGCGGCGCCGCCGACUGAGGCGGCCCCGAGCGCGGCCCCCGCCGAGCGCAAGGCCCCGAACCCGGCCCCGGGCCCGGCCGAGGCAGCGGCCGCCUCCGAUGAGACGGCGGGGCUGCGGCACCGGAAUCCUCCCGCGGCCACCGCCGAGGACCCCGCCGAGCCCACGCUGGUGCUGCGGCUCAAGUUCCUGAACGACACGGAGCGCCUGGCGCGGGUGCGCCCCGGGGACACCGUCGGUGCUCUCAAGAGGACUUACUUCCCCGGGCAGGAGCAGCAGGUGCGCUUGAUCUACCAGGGGCAGCUGCUGCGUGACGACACCCAGAGCCUGGCAGGGCUGCACCUGGGCCACCUGAGCGUGCUGCACUGCCACCUGUCCCCGCCCAGUGCGACCCCCACAGCCCCCGGCACCCCCGGUCCCCGCAGCCCUGCGCCCGCCGCGCUGGGCGUGGGCAGCCUGGCGCUGCCGCUCUUCGUGCUGCUGCUGGCCCUGCUCUGGUACCUGCAGCUGCAGCACCGCCACGUCUUCACCGCCACUGCCACCACCUGCCUGGCCGGCCUCACCCUGCUCGUCACCUUCGUGGCCUUCGCCAUGUACCGCAGAUAGCGCGGCCGGACCAGCGCCUGGGACACGGGGCACCUCGAGCCACACCUGGGACACGCAGAGCCUGCCCAGCCCACCGGGGACGUGGAGGGCUCUGCAUUCAGCCCACUCAGCGUACAGCGGGCAGUGGGGCCUGCCCAGUGCACCUGAAGCGAGGGCCCUGCUCUGUGUCCCCCACGGGCACAGGAGCCCCGAGCGGCGCCCGCCCACGCCCUGUCUGCACACAGGGGCUGUUGCAGGGCUGGGGCUCAGCUACCUCGGGGGAUCCCGGUGCCCCUGUCCCUGCAUGGAGCGUUCCCCCAGCCACUCCGCGUGCAGAAGCUCCUCGGGUGCGCUCCUGCCCAGGGAGGUGUCCGUGCCUGCGGGGCUUCUCCCCCUGGGAUACGUCCUGGCGCCUCCCGGGGCGCUGCUCCGAGGCUCCCUGUGCCGGGGGAGGAUUUGUGCCCCCAGGCGGUCCCGGUGUCGGGGGUGACUGCACUACCCGCUGUCCCGGAGGUUCCGAUGCUGUGCUGGGGGGUGCUCUCCCCCCACCGCCGUUCCGAUUAAAGCGGAAAGACUGUGACCGGC